AUGCAAAAUAUAGUUGACAACAAAUUUACACUUGAAGGUCAUGGUUCACUUGAAUGGUAUGAGCAAGGUGUUGGGUUUGUUGAGUUUUCAACUACCGAUGAAGCUUCUGCAGCGAUGCUCAAAAUGAAUGGGAAGAUGGUGGGGAAAAAGCCUAUUUAUGUUUCUUUGGCGCAACGUAAAGAGGAACGUAAACUUCAUCUUCAACCUCAGUUUAGCAACGUUGUUUUGCCGACUUCCCAACCAUUCCUUCAUCAACAUCUACCAGUUUUCAGUCAAGCAGCCACUUCGACGACAGCAUUGCCUCCAUUCAGAGGAUACAACAAUUUUCAACCACAGAUCAUGUUUCCACCAAGAAUGCCAAACGUGCCACGGACUCGGGUGGAGAGAUUAAUUGGAUGGACAGCUCCAUCGACCGGCUGGUUUAAAUUGAACUCGGACGGUGCAUCACGUGGAAACCCGGGUCUCGCGGCGGCAGGAGGGGUUCUGAGAGACGGUAAUGGUCGGUGGUAUGGUGGUUUCUCUCUCCACAUUGGACGUUGUACCGCUCCGUUAGCUGAGUUAUGGGGCGUUUAUUAUGGUCUUGUUAUGGCAUGGGAGAAGAAGAUAACGAAGCUGGAGGUAGAGGUGGAUUCGGAGUUGGUGGUGGGGAUUUUGAAACAAGGGAUUGCUGCGUCACAUCCUUUGUCUUUCCUGGCACGCAUGUGCCAUGGCUUCUUGUUAAAGGACUGGGAAGUCCGAAUUUCACAUGUGUUCCGGGAAGCAAACCGCGUUGCAGAUGGUUUGGCUAACCUUGCUUUUACUCUGUCAUUAGGUUUUCAUUUGUUUGAUGUUGUUCCCUCCUCUCUAGAGUCUCUGUUAUGGGAGGAUGAGAUCGGGGUUACAUACCCUAGAUUAGUCAUGGUGUAG
Microthlaspi erraticum is the source of this 906-nucleotide messenger RNA. Lineage: Eukaryota; Viridiplantae; Streptophyta; Magnoliopsida; Brassicales; Brassicaceae. The record is from the annotation of a GenBank genome assembly.